AUGGAAAAUAAUACGAAGGAAUCGCAACUGAAAUCAUUACAAAAGCUACGAAACAAUGCCGAAGAAGAACGAAAGAAGAAAAUUAGAACUAUUGUCACACAUAGGGAACUUUUAUUGAAAGAGCUAUUUACAAUGACAGGUGAAGGGGAUUCUGAUGAAACGGACCAUGUUAUUUCCUUCCUGAAAGGCGGUGAUGUGACCCAAAUAGAUCAAGAUAAAUGGGGUGUCUACUUGGAUAGAAACAAAAUCAGCAAUGUCAAACUAAAGCAAGAAUCACCAUCGCCACAGCCAACAGCAGAUGAUUCUCCAAAUAGCAACACAAAAUCAUUGAAUCGAAGAAUCCCUCCUCCUCCUGUGAGAAUGGUUACUAGAGGCGUCAGUGGCGCUGUCCGUCCCAAGAGUGUAGAUGAAAUACUGUCUAGCCUCGAUCAGAAGGAUUUAUUAGCUUCACCAGGAACAAAAACGGCAUUUACUCAUCCACAGCAACCACGCCCAGCAGUACGAAAGACUGUGAGCCUCACCAACACACCAUAUAUUGAUACAAAAGCUCCUAAUACGAGUACCCUUGUCUAUAAUGGAAUUAAAUUAUCAUCAAACUCACCAAAAAACGAAUACGAAGGCAUCGAUUUAUAUGCUUGGAAGUUACAUGCUACUCAUUUCCCACUCUACAAACAGCUACAAACAGCCCGCAAGACAUUGACAACGCAUGACUGGAUGCUUGCAAGGGAUGAAUUGAAAUCUGUCAAAACAAUCCAGAAAAUAGAGGCUCUGAAAAGAACGAAUUCGUGGAGCUUACGGCAAUUGAAGAGACACAAGGCUCCAUCAAGACCUAAAACACAUUGGGAUUUAAUGAUUGAUGAAAUGAAAUGGAUGCACACAGACUUCAAGGAAGAGAGAAAGUGGAAAAUGGCAAUGGCAUAUAUAACAGCAAGAGCUGUACUAGAUUGGCACCAAGCGGAUGAUAAAGCAACUGUGUGUAUAAAGACUCGAAUCCCAGAACCUAAAAGUCUACCUACAACUCCAAUAGUAGAUGAUCUGCCUACGACCCCCAUAUCAAAGAAUUCGCCUUCAUCCAUCAUUGAAGACGAAGAUGUGUGCACUUUACCUAUUGUGGAACAAAAUCUCUCUACAGCACCCACCUUAAAUGACGAGACAUCCAUUUCAGUAAACCCUGAGACAAUGAUACCCUUUCCUGUCAGUGAUAAUUCGACCGAAAAGAUGGAGAUGCUUGAUCAAAAUGCAACACCCAUCACCAGCGAUACUAUUGCUGACGAACCUGAAUUAAUGGAGGAUACAACUACAGCAACUGCAUCAGAAGAACCGCUAAAAUCGGAUGCAAUGAUGGGAGCCAGCAAUGAUACGCUUGAACUUUUGCCUGAAUCAACUGUUGAUGAAAAGAUGGAACCUAUUGGCGAAGAAACAGCAGCUAUGCCUACCACACCUCCCGUUGUUCCUGCUACGCUUUCUCCCAACGUCAUUCAAGAAUACAGAGAUCGCUUCAUCAACUUUGAUCCCAAUAUGCCCAUCAUGACACUGUCAAUUGAAGACAUGGAAGAGUUUGAUGCGAGUGCCUUGUUUCCUGAGCUGCUGACAUUUGGACCACCAGACCCACAUUUCGAGGACACUUACUUUAAUGAAUUAGAGUAUAGUAAAAUCACACCAAUCAGUAAACUUAUCGCAAAGCAGAUUUCCCUCAAAGCACCACAACGUUACAGUCGCAAAAGAGAUAUUGACGGCAACCCUAUUAUCAUUUACGACGAGAGUAAGGAUGAUAUCAAGCAAUUGCCUCGACAUGAAAGAUAUGAUUCUACGCCUCUUGUUUCUCCUUUGUUUGCACACAAAAGAAAUCGUGAUUUGCCUGCUCAACAACCAUCGACACCUCAGCCACCUUCCAACUUUCAACAUGCAUCGACUCAUUGGUCUGAAGAUGAUGAUGUAUGCUUGAUUUCAUUCAUCAUAGAGUACUCUUUCAAUUGGGAUUUGAUCUGUGAUGCAUUGAAUUCUGUUCGUAUGCCACUGACUGGUGAAAAGCGUACACCUUGGGAAUGCCAUGAUCGAUGGAAACGUAACAAUCUCACUUCAUUGUCUGGACAAGUGAGCAGCGCUUACACAUCCAAAUUGAAGCGAGAACUGCAACGACGCCCAACCACUAUUCGUUUCGACUCUCCUCAUAAACGCCAGCGACAGCACAAUAUUUUCGAGGCUAUCAAAAAGACACAAAAGAAGCGAGAAGAGGCCGAGAGGCAAUCUGCAACCACGACUGCUCCUCCACGUCCUACUAUUGAGGUACAUGGUACAAAUAGCGCCGGCCAACGUUUGCCUUCAGCAAUGGAAAUGAGUUUGCACAAAGCACAAAGAGAAAGGCAAAUGGCACAAGCUGUUCUAGAACAAAGACAGCUAUCAGCGGCCAUGAGUUUGGGUUCUCAAGCUCCCAAUGGCGCAUCUCGUCCUGCUACAGCAAGCACCACUGGCGUUGUUAAUGCCACUAACCCUGCUAAUCAAGCACAGGUCAGGCCUCCAAUGUCUGUCGCUUCCUCUGCUGCCGCUCAAGCUCGUGCUGCUGCCGCUGCUGCCGCUGCUGCUUCGUCUGUUUCUCCUGCAACCCAAAAUGCUGCCCCCGCUGCCACUGCUAGACCACAACUUCCCAUCGCACAGCAGGCUCCUAAUGUGGCUGCAGGUCUGCCACUCAAUAGAUACCCGGCUGCCCAGCUUCAGUUGCUUAGGCAACAACAAAUGGUGCUCAUGGCUGCUGCACAACAGCAAGUUCAACAGCAACAAAAUGCUGCUGGUGGUGGACAAACACGCCCCCCUACGCCUGCCACCAUCCAAAGAUUCGCUAAUGCUCUUCAACAACAACAGCAAGCUCAGUUGCAACAACAGUUGCAGUUGCAGCAGGCUCAGGCUCAAGUACAGGCUCAGGCUCAAGUACAGGCUCAGGCUCAAGCGCAACUACUAGCAGCUCAACAACAGCAACAGCAACAGCAACAGCAAACACAACAACAAAUCCACACACCAACACCAUCCGCAGAAACAGUUGCCCAGCAAGUGUCUCAAAUGGCAUCACCUGCUGUCCCACAAUCCAGCCCUCAAGCAGCACGGCCUGCCACACAAUCCCAAUCAUCAUCUCCUCAAUCGCAAGCUCAACAGCAAGCAGCUAUUGCAGCUCAAUUACAAGCAAAUCCUCUCAUGUUUGCUGCUCAAUUAGCCCAAAUUGGUUAUCCCAUUUCUCAGUUACCAGCCACUCAGCAACUCCAAUUGCAACGUUAUCUAGCACAACUGCAAAUGAGAAAUGCUGCUGUAGCUGCUGCUGCUGCUGCCAAUGGCACCACGACCGCAGCUUCGACAACUGCAACGAGUCCUGCGCAACAACAACAACAGCAACAGAGCCCACUCAAUAAUGUACAAAAUUUGCAGGCUGCCUUGCUGGCACAACAACAAUUACAAAGAUUGCAAGCACUACAGUUGCAGCAGCAACAACAAGCAGCAGCUCAACAGCAGCAGCAGCAGCAGUCGGCUCAAUCAUCGCCACAACAGCAGCAGCAACAACAACAGCCCCCUUCUUAA
This is a messenger RNA of Mucor velutinosus, 3564 nucleotides long. RefSeq lists its product as uncharacterized. The record is from RefSeq and is a predicted model, not a curated record. Gene Ontology annotation, molecular function: chromatin binding. Gene Ontology annotation, cellular component: NuA4 histone acetyltransferase complex. Bases 1 to 3564 code for a protein of 1187 amino acids. NCBI's taxonomy places the organism in Eukaryota, Fungi, Mucoromycota, Mucoromycetes, Mucorales, Mucoraceae. The transcript is spliced from 5 exons. Gene Ontology annotation, biological process: DNA repair.